Messenger RNA from Teleopsis dalmanni, 2894 nucleotides. RefSeq names its product dendritic arbor reduction protein 1 (gene Zdhhc8). The transcript is spliced from 10 exons. The coding region runs from base 1 to 2568 and encodes 855 amino acids. Gene Ontology annotation, molecular function: palmitoyltransferase activity. Lineage: Eukaryota; Metazoa; Arthropoda; Insecta; Diptera; Diopsidae. The record is from RefSeq and is a predicted model, not a curated record. Gene Ontology annotation, biological process: protein palmitoylation.
AUGCAGAUGAUACUUGUUGCUGGCGGCUGCCAAUACUAUGUGAAAAGUCAUCCAUGGGUACCAGCUUAUCAAGGUGUCAUCACAUUUUUUGUAUUGGCUAAUUUUACGUUAGCCACGUUUAUGGAUCCAGGUGUUAUACCAAAAGCAUCACCCGAUGAAGAUCGUGAAGAGGAAUUCCGUGCGCCACUGUAUAAAAAUGCUGAAAUAAAUGGCAUCACUGUUAAAAUGAAAUGGUGUGUUACAUGUAAAUUUUACCGACCGCCAAGGUGUUCACAUUGUUCAGUAUGCAAUCACUGCAUAGAAACUUUUGAUCAUCACUGUCCGUGGGUGAACAAUUGUAUUGGGCGUCGCAAUUAUCGCUUCUUUUUCUUCUUUCUAGUCUCUUUAUCAAUACAUAUGCUAAGCAUAUUUUCUCUAUGCUUAUUCUAUGUAUUAAAGAUAAUGCCUAACAUUAAGCAUCCAUCACCUAUUGUAGCUAUAAUAUUAAUGGGCAUCGUUACCAUACUUGCUAUACCAAUUUUCGGACUGACUGGUUUUCACAUGGUUCUUGUAUCCAGAGGGCGUACAACAAAUGAACAAGUAACCGGCAAAUUUAAAGGUGGUUAUAAUCCUUUCUCACGCGGUUGUUGGCACAAUUGUUGUUACACACAAUUUGGACCACAAUAUCCUAGUUUACUUAAACCAGAAAGAUAUGCCUCACGUCGUUCACAUAAAGAAAAUCAAGCUAUUAGCACUAUAACAACCGAUCGAGAUGCCGGUCAGACAGGCGGUGGGGCGGGGGGGAUGCGAAGCAAUAAUAUCGCUGGCAAUGCGCAACAUUCCCCCCGUGGAAUUCAACAUAGUUACUACGAUAGGGAUAAAAGACACACUCAGGUAAAGACUUAUACGGACCAGGGAAAUGGUUAUAAUCAACGCUCGGGUGGCACAACGCUUUAUAGUAAGCUUUCACCAGGACGUGAAUGCUCAGAUACUGAUAUGGAGCCACAAGCAUCACAAAGUCAGGAUUGUGAACCGACACCACCAUUACAAAGGCAUAAUUCCAGUAAUUUCUAUCUGCCGCCUAUAGAAAAUGUAAAUGGUGGUAUAGCAACUGGAGGAGGUGGUGGUAGUGGUGGUGAUUCUCCAAGACAUAUGCGUAUGUAUCAUCCAAGACAUAGUCCACAUGCGCGGCAAAGAGGCUUGGAACCCCAACGUGGUUAUAAUGCGGAUGCUCUGUCACCAGAUCAUCCAGCCCAUGCAAACAACCAAGGAAUUGCCGCACAAAAUCGCAGUGGGACAACAGCUACACCUACGAUGCAACAACGAAUUAAACCAUUAGGUGUGGCAACACCACUUGUGAUGGCAAGCCCAGUACGAAGAUCAAAUCCAGGAACUCCUACUCAACCACGACGGCCAGAUUUCAUUGGUCUGAGUCAACCACAACAGCAACAGCAACAAACUCAAUCAUAUUAUGAAUACACCACUGGUCUGCCACCACAGCAUCCGCAACCCCCGACUAUACAACAGCAGCAACAACAAUUAUUACUUCAACAACAGCGUGUUAUGCUACAGCAUCAACAACAGCAGCAGCAACAACAACAAGGUGGUCCUGCUAUACAACAUAUACAACAACAGCAUAAUCUAAACCAACCAUAUGGUGGUAGCCCACAGCGGCGCUUCCUUUCAGAAGGUGAACUAGUACGACAAGGCGGUAAUGAAUUAUCAUAUGCCCGUUCAAAUAACACCGUUGAUAAUAUACGCGAACUAGCAGGAAGUCCACAAAGGGGAGUGUAUAUGUGGAAAGAUACAUCUCCAGGGUUUAAUGGUAGUGGGCCAGGUAAUAUUGUGCCUACAGUUGGUAGUAGUGCAGGCACUAUACCAAAUAGUAUACACCAUGCCCAAUAUAUAACCGUAGGCGGCGCUGGCGCACAAGGUCAUCCACUUAUAAUGACACAUUCACGUAUGCAUCAACCACAUGAUUAUGCCCAGCAACAGCAACAACAACAGCAGCAACAGCAACAACAACAACAACAAUAUCACCGCUCUAAUCCAACAAGCCCAACAACAAUGCCCUCCACCUCAGCAGCACAAACGUAUAUGAUACGAUAUGGUGGUAAUAAUGCAGUACCAGCUUCAGUUGCUUCAUCCCAAUCAACAGCCACAAAUUAUGGACAUGCUCAACAAGCGUUGACCAAUACAACAAGCAAUCCUGGUUUUCAGCCACAAUUACGUGGCGGUGUAGCAGUAUUUCCACCAAAUCCAAAUACUAAUACAGUUGCUAUAUCACAGUCAAAUAGUCUACAACCACAACCAUCACCACAAAUUAAACGUAAACAAACUCCGACACGACCGAUGUCAUUCGUUCGUGCUCUCGAAAUGACCGAUUCAAUGGAAAUGCAAAACUUAGAACAGCAACAGCAGCAAUUGCAACACCAACAAACCCGUAACAAUGGCGGUAUAUUACCUAAUUCAGCAACAAUGGCAGCUAAUCCAAAUAUACAAAACGCUCAGCACUUAGGUGCUCGCACUACCACACCAACUCCAGAUCGUGCUAGUGUUUAUGAUAUGAAUUAUGAGAUCUCCGUAUAACCCGUGGUUGUACCUGUCGUAGUUCCACCUGCCUCUGCAACAAUAACUGCUGUUUAUGCGCGUAAAAAAUCUGUUACCAGUGCAACAACUUGCAGCACUGUUAAGAAUUCUUGCGCUGAGCCUGCUGCUUACGCUUCAGUUUCGGUUUUGGCUAGCAAAGCACCAAAUAAACGUAAAUUUUCUACAUUCUUUUAAGCAUCAAAUUCAUACAAUCAUGUGCGCAGAUGUUGACCCUUAUCUUUAGGUUAAUUCUCUGAAGUCAUUGAUUCAUUGAUACAUGUAUGGCCACAUAUUAGAAAGGUCGCAUAAAUAUAUAUUGUACAUAU